Rhagoletis pomonella (apple maggot) is the source of this 669-nucleotide messenger RNA. RefSeq names its product piggyBac transposable element-derived protein 3-like. The record is from RefSeq and is a predicted model, not a curated record. The transcript has a single exon. The coding region runs from base 1 to 669 and encodes 222 amino acids. NCBI's taxonomy places the organism in Eukaryota, Metazoa, Arthropoda, Insecta, Diptera, Tephritidae.
AUGUCAAAAUACGAGCGUGGUACCAGCCGUGAGUUUGUUACAUCAAUUUCCGGUGUUGACGUGACAUCCUUGUCGUGGAAGGAUAACAAAGUUGUGAAUCUUGUAUCAACAUACGUUGGUAUGAAGCCCCUUUUGACGCGUGGUCAGACCGAAAGUGCGUCAUCAUCAUCUAUAAAACGAUUCGAUAAAAAAGAUAAAACUGUAAAAAUGAUUUCCUGUCCACAAAUAAUAAAAGAUUACAAUCGUCAUUUGGGUGGCGUAGAUUUACUUGACAGCUGCUUGGGUCGCCACAAGAUCGCGAUGAAAAGUCGCAAAUGGACGAAUAGAAUAUUUUAUCACUUGUUGGAUUUAACAUGUGCUACCUCCUGGAUCCUAUAUAAGAGAAUCAAUAAAGAUCGGCCUGAAUAUAAAGAUAUACGGCUAAUUGAUUUUAAGUUACAAUUAGCUGAUUCCUUAUUUAAUUUCAAGUCUGUUGAACCAGCUAAGCGUGGGCGUCCAAGUCUUGAACCACUUUUGGAGGAAAAACGGAGAAAGCCUAAUUCAUCCAAUGCUCCAUCUAAGGAUAUUCGAUUGGACAUGACGGAUCACUGGACUACUAUGGAAACUAAAGAUGUAAGUAUCCAAACUGCUCAGGUCAAACAAGAAUGUUUUGUACAAAAUGUAAAAUAA